AUGACUGAUCAGAACUCAGUGAAGGAAGAUGAGAUGGCUGGUGUUGGGGGUGUUGGGGGUGUUGGGGAUGUCGAGAUGGGAGGUAUGGAGCCGGCUGUCGAUGGCAGCUUGGGCGACGGAGCUGAUGGCAGGGAGACUAAUGGAGGGGCACAUGAAGCUGCAGCUGAGCAAACGACCAGCACGCAUACACCCUUCGCCUUCGAGGUGAAACCAGACCCGGAUGCAGGUGAACAACAGCCCCCUUCAUCCUCGCCCACCGAUGACGCCAAGAUGAAGUCCGGGCCGAAGAAGAAAGGCACUGCCGCCAAGAAGGGCCCCCGGAAGACCAAGACGCCCAAGUCCAAGGCUGCGGCCGCAAAGAAGAAGAACGCUGCCGGCGGGGUUGACGCAAACGAGGCGAGCUCCGACGAUGAGACCGACAACGGCCCGUAUUGUAUCUGCCGCGGACCAGACGACCACAGAUGGAUGAUAAGUUGCGAUGUGUGCGAAGAUUGGUUCCACGGGGAGUGCGUGAGCCUGGCCAAGGAGACCGGCGAGAAGCUGGUCGAGCGCUUCGUCUGCCCCGGCUGCACCGAUGGGAAACGUAACUACACCAAGUACAAGAAGACCUGCUCCCUGCCUGGCUGCAAGAACGCCGCCCGACUGUUCACCAAGAACCUCAAGGACCGAAGCGUCUUCUGCAGCAACGACCACUGCGAUGCCUGGUGGGCUUCCAUGAUCACCACUCUACCUCAGAAGGCGGCCUCUAAGAAAGCUGUCGAGGUCCUUACACAGGAGGAUUUCAUGGGUUUACUUGCCGCCACCGCUGAGAAGGGUGGCUGGAAGCUUGGUGACAAGCCCUUUGGCAACAUUGAGGGUAUGUGGGCCAAUGGUCUACCCACCCGCCACGGUGUCCUCAGCGAUGAAGAGCAGAAGUUUCUGCAGACAUCCGCCGCAGAGCGCCUGGCCCUAGGAAACGAAAUUGUACAGUACAAAAAGAUGAUGCAGCUCAUGGACUGGGCCAACCACCGACGCCAGGCAGCCAUCGAGGCGGGCAACUUCACCAAGGACAGCUGCGGCUACGACUGGCGGCUCGACACCGUGUCGGUGCGCGUGCAAUUCGCGGCGUGGCUCGAGACAGCCGAGGGCCAGGCGACCUUCAAGGCCGGCAAGCUCGACGCGCCGCUCGACUCGGCCGACGACCCGCACCCGCCGGCCGUCUGCGGCACCUGCGACAAGAAGCGCUGCAAACCGCAUAACGGGUGGUAUAAGGUACUCAUGAGCGCGGUCCGGGUCCUGAUCAAGGAGACGGCCACGGCCGCGGCCAACAAGCUCGAGGCGGAGGAGGUCAUGCGGCAGCAGGCCGAGUCGCGGUACGAGCGCCGCCAGCUCGAGAACAACUGGGUUGAGGUCUUGGAGUGA
Molecule: messenger RNA, 1401 nt
Organism: Anthostomella pinea
Lineage: Eukaryota; Fungi; Ascomycota; Sordariomycetes; Xylariales; Xylariaceae
Source: the annotation of a GenBank genome assembly